AUGAACGCCACUACACAAAAGACUCCCAAGACACCCAAGCCGGCCUCCGUGCCCAUUGUCCAGAACAAGCGCUGGCCCCCCAUGGCCAACCGAAACGCCCUCCCCUACAAACUCACACACCUCUCCAAGGAGAAGCUCGCCCGGGAAGCCACUGCCCCGGAUCCCGAUCUCCGUCGCUGCGUGGCACACUUCCGCCUCCACUGCGGCUCCGUCAUGUGGACCGAGAACGACAUGAAGUCGAGGAUCAGCUCCUUCGACUUCGAAGACACCGACGAUGAAGACGAGGAGGAGAUGAAGAAUGCCGAACUGCCGGUCCUCAAGUCCCGCACCCCGCCGGCCGAGUCGGAAGUCGAAGUCACCAAAGAACUGUCCACUCCGUCGCCGGAGCCGGUCGCUGUCGCGACCGCUCCUCAACCUUCCCCCGAACACACAGAGCAUGGUUUUUUGGAAAAGGGUCGCAAUUGUCUUGAGGCGACCUCUAAACACCUCUGGACAGGGGGGUCUUGCAUGGUGGGCCCGAUUGCGGGCUGA
Molecule: messenger RNA, 531 nt
Organism: Penicillium olsonii
Lineage: Eukaryota; Fungi; Ascomycota; Eurotiomycetes; Eurotiales; Aspergillaceae
Source: the annotation of a GenBank genome assembly